GCAUCAGCCUAUCAAAUGGGUCACUGUCAAUCCGUGGUCGGGGCUUAAGACCUCUUCCAUCCUCUUUCUUCCUCACCCCCACCACCAAUUCUCUUGGCGAUUGCCAUCUCUCUCUCUCUAGACUCUAGAGGCGGUGAAGAAGGGUUGAGCAAAACCCCAAAAAGAGAAAAAAGAAAAGCAAAGCAGAAAAGAUUGAAUUCAAAUCUCUCAUGUGUAGACCCCACUCCACCUCCAGCCACCGGCGCUAUUAACCCUUUCUUUGUUUACAAGUUCAACAACCUUUCACACUUCGAUUGCCCCUUCCAUCUCUCUCUCUCUCUCUAGCCAUCCAUCCCCCCCAACUCCUCAUUUAUUUAUUUAUAUCUAUAUUAGCUAUGAACAAAACGAAAUCUAAUCUCUCUCUCUCUCCAUCUUUCACUCACUGUAUGCGUCUAUCUGAUAAGUCAUAACUACAUCCCUCCAUCAAUCUGUCUUGUUUGUUUUGGCCUUCAUCUCUAUCUUUUAUAUACAUAUUCUUCCUUAUUUUAUGUUAUUUUAGGGGACGUGUCUGUUUUGUUGUAAUUUAUUGAGAGUUUUUUAAAAAGAAAUUCGGAGGAGAAGAUGAAAAGCGAAUAUGAAGAAGGGAAGGGUGGUGGUGGUGGAGGAGGAAACAAUAGCAUGUUCGCAAAGCUUCAUCACCAACAACACCACAAGUUUCAUCAACUACAACAAGUGAUCACCCAAGAAUGCCACCACCCACCACAGCAUACCUCAGAAGAAGACGAGAGCCGAAGCAGCGGCGGCGGUGGCGGUGACAGCGCCACCAUGGCCAUCAUUAACAACCCUUCUGAAGCAACCACAACCAAAGGAGACGGAGCCACCAUCGAAGUGGUGAGGCGUCCAAGAGGCCGCCCACCUGGCUCUAAGAAUAAGGCCAAGCCACCGGUCAUCAUCACCCGUGACACCAUAGACUCCACCGCCAUGCGCCCUUAUGUCCUCGAAGUUCCCGGAGGAAUCGACGUUCUCGACGCCCUUGCCCACUUCAUCCGUCGCCGUAAUAUAGGGCUUUGCGUCCUCAGCGGUUCCGGCACCGUCGCCAACGUCACACUCCGCCAGCCUUCCGCUACUCCUGGCGCCACCGUAACCUUCCACGGCCGCUUCGAUAUUCUAUCUAUCUCCGCUACUUUGCUUCCACCGUCUUCAUCUUCAAUCCCUUCUUCCGCUAAUUCAUUCACCAUUUCUCUCGCUGGUCCAUCGGGUCAGAUCGUUGGAGGGUCCGUUGUUGGUUCUCUGCUCGCUGCCGGCACUGUUUAUAUCGUUGCGGCCGCAUUCACUGAUCCAUCUUAUUACCGGUUACCUUCUGAAGAUGAGCUACAGAGUUCCAUAUCGGGUAACGUUGGUCACUCUCCGUCGGGCUCCGGAGGCUGUGGUGGCGAGGGAAGCCAUGACCACCCUGGUCCGCCACCUGGUCCGGCGGAGUCGUGUGGGAUAUCAAUCUACGGCAGCCAUCUCUCUUCGGAUGUGAUUUGGGCCCCCACCGCCAGACAACAACAACAACCACCACCACACUUUUGAAUUCAGCCUUUGACUUUUGCCUUUUUUUUCUAGAAUCCUUUUUUGGGUUUUUUUUCUUCGUUACUUUUUUUAGCUUGUGAAUUCAGAAUUCAGAAUUUGUUCUCUGUAGUUGUUUUUCUUUGCUCUUAAUCGAUCCGUUUCUUUUAGCUUAA
This is a messenger RNA of Macadamia integrifolia, 1706 nucleotides long. Its product is annotated as AT-hook motif nuclear-localized protein 17-like. The record is from RefSeq and is a predicted model, not a curated record. NCBI's taxonomy places the organism in Eukaryota, Viridiplantae, Streptophyta, Magnoliopsida, Proteales, Proteaceae. Gene Ontology annotation, cellular component: nucleus. The transcript has a single exon. The coding region runs from base 601 to 1554 and encodes 317 amino acids. Gene Ontology annotation, molecular function: DNA-binding transcription factor activity; minor groove of adenine-thymine-rich DNA binding.